Messenger RNA from Fukomys damarensis (Damara mole-rat), 2407 nucleotides. It is a transcript of the gene Mrm3, whose product is annotated as mitochondrial rRNA methyltransferase 3. Bases 34 to 1308 code for a protein of 424 amino acids. Lineage: Eukaryota; Metazoa; Chordata; Mammalia; Rodentia; Bathyergidae. Gene Ontology annotation, biological process: RNA processing. The record is from RefSeq and is a predicted model, not a curated record. Gene Ontology annotation, molecular function: RNA binding; RNA methyltransferase activity. The transcript is spliced from 4 exons.
CGCGUUUAGACGUAACUCACGGCGCCGGGAAAGAUGGCGGCUUUGGCCGGGUGCUUGCGGUGUGCUCUGAAACCGUUGCUGCCUGUCGUCCAGACUGGGGACCUCGGAGCGCGGCGCUGGGUCCGGGCGCUGCGGAGGAACCCUGUGAAAGUAGUAUUUCCAUCUGGAGAAGUGGUGGAAAAGAAGCGCGCUCCCGGGAAGCAGCCCCACGAGGCAGCCUCUGAAGCCAAUCCCGAGGAACAGCGACGUAAACAGCCACUUCAUAUGUCCCCAUCCCGGACUCCUAGCACCUGGGAAGAAGCAGGGCUUCACUACGAUAAGGCUUUUCCUGGAGACAGUAGGCUGAGGAGUAUAAUGACUAUCGUUAAGUCCAGGUCAUUUCGAGAAAGGAAAGGGAAGAUUCUGUUGGAAGGUCGCAGGCUGAUUGCAGACGCCCUCAAGUCAGGAGCUGUACCAAAGGUUUUUUUCUUUAGCCGUCUAGAUUACGUUAAAGAGUUGCCGGCUGAUAAGUUGAAAGGAGUCAGCCUCAUAAAGGUGAAAUUUGAGGAUAUCAAGGAUUGGUCCGACCUAGUUGCUCCACAAGGAAUAAUGGGGAUAUUUGCCAAACCUGACUCUGUUAAGAUGACAUAUCCAGAGACUCAGCUUCACCAUUCACUACCUUUAUUGUUAAUUUGUGACAAUCUCCGUGACCCUGGGAACCUAGGUACAGUUCUGAGAUCUGCAGCUGGGGCAGGCUGCAGCAAAGUGUUACUCACCAAAGGCUGUGUGGAUGUCUGGGAGCCCAAAGUCCUACGGGCAGGGAUGGGGGCACAUUUCCAGGUGCCCAUUAUCAACAAUCUGGAGUGGGAAUCAGUUCCCAACUAUCUGCCCCCUGACACCAGGGUCUACGUGGCAGACAACUGUGGUCUCUACACCCAGGCCCAGAUGUCUAACAAAGCGAGUGACCAUGGCUGGGUGUGUGAUCAACGAUUCCUGAAGUUUCACAAGUACGAGGAGGAGGUAGAGGAAGACAAGGAUCUAGAGACCGGAGCCAAUAAAGGUUGGCUCCCUGAUCUCGAGGUGCAGAAUUAUGACUUGGACUGGACAGAGGCACCUGCAGCUGUGGUGGUAGGUGGGGAGACCCAUGGUGUGAGCCUGGAGUCCCUGCAGUUGGCCGAGAGCACGGGGGGCAAGAGGCUGCUGAUCCCUGUUGUGCCUGGUGUGGACAGCCUGAACUCGGCCAUGGCUGCGAGCAUCCUGCUCUUUGAAGGGAAAAGACAGCUACGGGUAAGGGCAGAACACUUGAGCAGGGACAGGAGUUACCACUGAGAGGAUGCCUGUAGCUUCUUCCCUGGCACAGUGUUAGGAGAUUGACACAGUUGGCAACUGUGGCUUCCCAGGCUACAUGCAGGAGGCAGGAAGUAGGCAUUACUGCCAUAUGGUUAUUGGAGCAGUAAGCAUUUCUAUAGAAGAUUCUUCUUUUCAUCAUAAACAACAAAGGUCAUAAUUCUCCAUAAGAUCUCCCAUCACCACCAGUUUUUGAGGCUUAUGGAUGAUCCAUGAUUCGGUAUAUACCUAUUUUUAAAACUACCCAUUAGGGCUGGGAUAUAGCUCAGUGGUAGAGCACUUGGCUAGCAUGCACAGAGCUCUGCGUUCUAUCCCCAGCACCUCAAAAAACAGUUACUAAGGAGUAUUUUUUGUCCAGAGUUUCCCAAGACAUCGUCUUGGUCAGUAGAGAAUUCCCUCUACCAGCUGGGGGGUGUCUUACAGCUACAAAGCCCUGGUUAUAAGCCAUGGCUGAGUCACUCUCAUCUGAUCAUUGGUCAUUGGAAAAUAAACUCUUAUGAAGUACAGAACCGGAGAUUACAUUAAAAAGUUUCAUUUAAGUGUCUUUUCAUCUUUGGCCUAGUGAUGAGAACAUUGCUCAGAGACUAGUAGGCUGUAGGUCAUGGAAUUUACCAGCUGGCUGUUUUGGGGGGGCUGGAUUGUCAGUCUCGGGUUGUUUGUUCAGGCCCUCACUACAGCAGCGACUGUUUCUCUCCCUGGCAAACAGCAGAAAAGGUUAAUUCAUCAAGUGGUCUCAUACCUUGUCAACUCUCCAAAUUUGAGAACUAUGCAGAAAAGAAAUUGAGUUUUAAAAUCUGUGACUUAACAUUGCAUUUGUCAGGAGAGCUCUAAGUAGCUUUCUCCUGUAACAAGUCCUUGUUAUGGUUUACAUCUAGCCUGUCCUACAAGUCUCACGUACUCAGAGGAGGACUUGCAGGUGAUUGGAUCUGAGGGCGAUAUACUUAGCAGUGGAUGAGUCCUUUAAUGAGUUUGUGGCUGAGUGGGCUGUUAGAAGUCACUGGGAAUGUGACCUGGAACAGUGUAUUCUUGUCCCCAGCUUUUCCCUUCCCUCUCUGCUUCCUCACUGCUAUGUGAAUAGCUU